Molecule: messenger RNA, 6463 nt
Organism: Oncorhynchus kisutch (coho salmon)
Lineage: Eukaryota; Metazoa; Chordata; Actinopteri; Salmoniformes; Salmonidae
Gene: akap11
Product: A kinase (PRKA) anchor protein 11
Exons: 14
Coding region: 163-5610 (1815 amino acids)
Biological process (GO): intracellular protein localization
Cellular component (GO): cytoplasm
Molecular function (GO): protein kinase A binding
Source: RefSeq, a predicted model, not a curated record
UACUACUGCCUGAAUCAGUCUUGUUUUCAUGGAAUUAACUUUUGUUGGAACAUCAUCUCGCUUUAACACUUGCUACACGGUGGGAAUAACAUGACUGGAGUGGGAGGUUGAAUGACGAUGUUGUGGUGAGUGGCUAGUCCGUCACGCUGAGCCUGCGUUGCCAUGGACGCCUGUGCCCGUAUCCAAGGAGUUCCUCUCAGGACCAGAGCCUCCAGGAAAGAGGCGGUGCGUGACGGCGGGACUCCGUGUAUGAAGAGCCUUCUGAGCAGCAGAAAGGAGCUGUGCAGCGUGGGAUUGGAGCUGCAGACCAGAGACACUCCAUGCCUGACUGAGAUCCAUUUUGUGUGUUUGCCUGGCCACUCUGAAGGGGAGGAUCUAACUCUACAGGCCCUUUCUUCUCUCCCGGGGGACCUGGCGGAGCUGCUGAGGUCUCUCCACGUCACCAGCCUGAGAAACGAAGAGGUGCUGCUACUGAAGGACAGCAGGAGAUCAGCCGACAGGAGGGACUCUUCUACUCAGCAGCAGUGCUGGCUGAAGGCGGUGUGUGUUCUGAGACCCAGCCCCAGCCAGGCCAUUGUUGGUGUGCUGGUGGGCCUUCUGGGGCGUUACGCUGCGGGGGUCCGCUAUGCCCUGGAGCUCCAGGCCCUCCACAAGGGCACGGCUGAGUCCUGCCAGCCCGAGGACGAUAACACCAACCAGUCUGUGUCGUCCAUCGAAGACGACUUUGUCACCGCUCUGGAACACCUGGAGGAGGAAGACGACAACUCCAAUGGCUCUUAUCUCCAUGGAAACCAGCGUGAUGUGGCCUCCCAGACUGUCCCCGCCCACAAGAGAAACAAGGAUCUAUCAGGUUCCAGGAUCAUAAUCAGCUCUGCCCCCAGGAAGUCCUUAACCAAUCGCAGGUCUCCCCCAGAGGUGUCCAUUACCGUACAGCACUCCAGAGGAGCAGAGUCCCAGUGGACCCUCUACAGCCCAAGAUCCCAGCUCCCCUCCCCCACGCGACCUGUCAGCGAAUCAGAGGAAUCGGAUGGCUCAAGCCCUAGUCCAAUCAUCUUUCUAGAUGAGGUUGGCUACCAGAAGAGUCUCAAAGCGACACUGGACAUCCCUCAGAUCCCCGGGGGACCAACAGACAGGGUGGAGGACUCUGACUCUGAGGUCAGCGAGUUCUUCGACAGCUUUGACCAGUUUGAUGAUCUAGACGAACUGAGCUCAGAGAGCUGUACACUCACUCUGCCUCUAGACCCGACAUCUUCCAUUUCUCCCACUGGCCUAGACCAGAAGAAGAAGUACUCUGAGGCUGGUACUGGCAAGUCGGGGUCCAAUAAAGUGUCCCGAAGCUGUUCCACUAUGAACCCCCACCGGUUCGACCAGCGCACCCUACCGGCCAAUGUGAAGAAACCCACCCCGCUCAGAAGCCCCCUUCCCCCUGGCUCUCCCUUCGGAUCCCCUGACUCCCCCCGGCCGGCCCGGACCUCCUGUGAGGAGAGUGGAGGUCUUCUCUUCAGCCCUGUCAGCUCCUCAGCCUUCAGCCCUUUGGGAGACGGAGGAGCUCUGGAUUUCUUCUGGAAGACCGAGGGAGAGGUAGGAGACGUGUCAGAGCUACGGAAACCCCAGGACCUUUGUACCCUCUACAAAACCUACUCAGACUUUGCCAGCAGUUUGUCCAAGGAGAUCCUGGGCUCCGUGUGUGGAUACCAGUCUCCCGUGGACCUCAACGACAACAAGAACCUGAGCUGUGUCUGUCACAAGGAGUUCCAGAACCAGUCUGGACACGUCAUGAAGCUGUCUGAGAUCCAGGAGACGGUGACUGUCUCCAAGCUGCAGCAGAAGCCCCAGUCUCUGAAGGACGGCAUCCAGAGGUUUGCUACAGACUUGGUAGAGAUGAGUCUGGGCAGCGCUCUGAGAGACCUGCAGAAGGGAAUGUCCUCCUGCACCACCACGCUCUGCCACCUGGCCGCCAGACUCACCUCGUCUGUCUUCCAGAUGGCCUUCCAGGAAAUCGGCAUGCGCCACGCCUACGUCCUGAAGGAACGGGCCAUCAACGGGCUGGCUGGGUUCCUGGUGGGAGAGGCGGUGUCAGGGGCUCUGAAAGACUUCCUGAUGGUAAAGAAGCAGAUGUUCAACAGCACGGUGACACAGUUUGCCGCUGACCUGGCAGAGGAGCUGGUGUUUGAGGGGAUGAUGGAAGUGUGUCAGUUCUCCCAUCCCUCCACCCCCCUCACCCCCAGCGAUUGGUCCUUCGGGGUGGGGGAGGACGACGAUGAGGAAGUGGUGUCUUCCUAUGCCUCGGACCUCUCAGAGUCUGUCCUCCAGGAGGCCUUCAUAGAACUGUCCCAGGCUGAUGUUGCCUUCAGUACCCAGGCAGCCAUCAGUGUCUCUGUGAACAACAUCUGCUAUGUCAGCGCUGUCGACACACAAACCACCUGCAGUACCGCCGCAGGCCACCAGGCUUUCCACGUUAACCCAGCCGAGGAAGGCCCAGGUCCAUCAGGCGAAGAUGGCUGUACGGUGAAGAAGGCGCUGUUCUGUGUGUCUGGAAUGGCCAGCUGUGUACCGGUCCCCCAGGCAGGCCAGGCCAUCUCCCACCUCCACGACUCAGAGGAGAUCUGCCAGUGUAAGACCAGCCUGGCUCAGACCAGCCCCAAGAGGAGCUGCAGCUCAGAGAACAGAGUGGUAACCACAACCUCCUCUGAUGCUACUGCUGCCACACAAACUGACCUGCUGUCAAAGACCCGCUUUCACAACUUCUCUGGCAACAUGGUGGAUAUGAUAGUGAGUGAAGCAUGUGAACUGAUGACUGCCACGAAGAUGAAGAAGAAGGUGGAGGACUGUGCUGACUUCCUUUCUAAGACCAUAGUGGGUCGGGGACCUCCAUCCGGACAGGAGGGUAGUGUCACUGACCAGACCUCCCUCUACUCUCUCCACCCUCCCUUUCAGACCCCAGGAGGAGUGAACUCUGAGUCAGGCUCCAAGGCCAGCAGAGCAGUUGCUGAGACCCUGCCUGUGAUGAUGAACACUCUAGAGGUGCCAGGUUUGGAGAUUGGAGGCUGGGGAGGCAGGAAGAUGACCACCUGCGAGGAGAUGGUUCCCAUUCCUGGUCACAACUCCAACAGGACCCCUGGUACACCCCCCUCGACCCCCCAGCAGCCCAGCGAGGUGUCCCAGGAGAAACAGAUCAAGCAGUUCUCCAAGAAGCUAAAAGAGAAGCUGGCCAAGGAGUUCUCCACCGCCACCCCUCCUCCCACCCCACACUACCAGCCAGGGCCCGGGCCCAAAGAAUUCACGUCUGAGACAGACAAGGCUGACUUCAUGCUCAAACUGAUGAGGUCUCUGUCUGAGGAGGCAGAUGGGAACGAGGAGGAGGAGGAGGAGGAAGAAGAAGAGGGUGGAGUAGAAGGGGUUAACUCUGUAACUGAGACAGGAAGCCGCAUGCAGCCAGAGCUCAACUUCUUGGAUGGAGGACACAAGAUGGCCGACAAGGGAGCCCUCCAUUACGCAGAGCGCCUGGCGUGCCACAUCGUCUCCAUGGCGACAGAGAUAGACACCCUGGGAGGAGUGGAGGAUGGAGGUAGAAGGACGGUGGAGGGCAGGGAGGAGAGGAGAGACAGCAUGGCCCAGUUCUCAGCGCAGACCCUGAACACGCUGUGGAUAUACGCUGGCGAGGUGGCGGGAGAGGUGAUCAGCGACGUGAAGAGGAUAAUGUGGUCAGGACAGUGUCGCCACAGUGCGCUCACACAAGGCAGCCAGGAGCAGUUGGGAGAAUGCCCUCACCACCACCAACCCCAGCCCAGUGAACACAGCAGGGACUGCAGGGUGGGUCGUCUGGCUGAACUGUGGUCCAGUGACCUCUCGUCUGUCCUCCACCCAUCCACCUCUACCCCCAGCUCUGGCCUAUCCUCUGACUACCCCAGCUGUGAGAGUGUGACAGAUGAGUACGCUGGCUACCUCAUCAGGGUGCUAAAGAAAGAGGGAGGCAGCAGGGAGCUGGUCCUGGAUCAGUAUGCCAGCCGUCUGGCCUACCGCUCCAUCAAACUGGGCCUGGCCCAUGCUGCCCGCAACAUGAAGAAGAGACCCUCCAGGCACCACUCCUCCAGGAGGCUCCAGCAGAAUGGCUGCAGGGGACCCAAUGCCGAGCCAUUCGUACCCAGGGACGAAGCAGGGAGAGUGGGAUCUCCUUCCAGAGACGUUGAUGAUGGGAGCCAGAGGGAGUACAUGGAGCUGGUGAACUUCGCAGAGUCGUUGGCGUGCAACAUCACCUGUGACGUCACACGCAAGCUCUGUGUGCCGUCGGUCCGACUACCCAAGUCCCGGACUGACUCGUGUCUGUAUAAGAAGUCCAAGCUGGAGGACAUGGCAGAGCGCCUGAUCAGGAACUCCUUCUCAUGCCCCCUGCUGUACAAGGAGGGGAAUAGCAGGCAGUACCACAGCACAGGCAGCCUGUACGACGGUGGCUACAGCAGUGGAGUCAUGGAGGUCCUGGAACACUAUGCCAGGAACAUAGUGGACGACACGUUGGAGAUGGGCCUGGCCUCGGCAGGAAGCCCAGCCCUGCAGGGUCCAUACAGACACCUCCACUCUGAGAGGCGAGCAGUGGGCUCUGCACUAGGGGAAACAACCUGCCGAUACUGCCAGGUCAGGGAGUGUCUGUUCUGCUCACGGCCCAACAGGCAGCACCUCCUCGGGGGAGGAGCAGGCCAGAGGAGGAGGCUGGAAGGGGAUGUGGGGGUGUGCGGCAUGGAGAUCCCUGAGAUCCACAUCAAUCUGGACCGCAGGGCCGUGUUCGCAGAGGAGAUGGUCACUACGGCGAUGGAGGGGGCCAAGCGCGAGCUGAGCAACACCAGCCUGAACGCCGACAGCGGUAUCGGACACGACGGGUACAGCUUCGCCGAGAGCCUGACCGCCGAGAUCAUGACAUCAGCACUAUCCAACACACGCCAGACCACCAACCUCAGUAGUUUCCCAGGCAGGGAGGCCACAGAGUCCUCUGUGUCCCAGCAGCUCAGUCUGAGUGUGGGAGAUGACAGCCUGGGCAGCUGGUCCCGCCUCAGCUUCGAGGACGAACACCCUGACGAGACCAGCAGCUUCCUGCACCUCAGUGACAGCAAUGGGAACAGCAGUAGUUGGAGCAGCCUGGGGUUAGAGGGAGAGGUGUAUGAAGACCGCCUGUCCUUCUCUCCCUCUGACAGCGAAGGCACUGAGGACAAGGAGCUCGAGACCAAGGAUGAAUCAUGCGGUUCAGUGCGUAUGGGCCAGGCUCAGGCUUACAUGCACCUCCUGGUGGUAAAUUCUGAGCUCAGGGAGAUGACUCCUGACCCACAGCACAUGACCUUUGACCUCCAGCUCAGGAGCAUGCUGCAGUGGGCGGCGGCCUCCAUGGCUGACUUGCCCAUGGUUCAGCUGAGUCCUAGUGGCAGCAGGGAGCUGCAGCAGCUGCCUGCGGUGGUCCAGAGGCUGAAGGAGAGGGAGUGGAAGGUGGGAGAGCUGCUCCAAGCCCUGCUGCAUUACUGUGAGGAGACCCAAACACACACCCCACCCCAGUCUGAACCCAGAGAAGCGGGGAGAGCAUCCCACCACACUCCCCUCUUCCAGUGGCUCCUGGAGCACGCUUAGGCUCACUGCACCUCUCCUACCUCCCCUCCCUCCUUACCUCUCCCCAACACUACUUACUGUACAGUAUAUCUGUGAAGCCUGCUACAUAGUGAGCACUACCUGUUAAACUAAACCCUAUGAAGAUUCCCAUCACUUCUCAGUGAUGUGCAGCGUACCUGCCAAACCCCAAACCCCCAAUCUAGCCUCCUCGUACCGUGGAUCCUGUCCCUUAUAGGGCUGUACCCCCAUCGUUACCCGGAGGGCGCUAUUAAAAACAGCAAUUCUUAUUAUUGUGUGCGUGUGUGGGCAUAUUGCAUACCGUAACUGAAAGCAAUUGUGUAUUUUCUUUUCUCUUCUCUGGUUUUGUUGUGGUUGUUUUUAAAGGGAUUCUUCUGGAUUUUCUAUUCCCUCCGUCAGAUGAACACCCGGAUAGCGUUGGCGCAAUGACUGGGAGUCUAUGGUAUCUACUAGCAUGCCAGCAGUUACCCAUAGACAUCCACUCAUUGCACUAACACUAGUUAGCAUCUUUCAAACUGCACGCAGAGGCAUAUCUGGUAUCCAUUGGUUUAUUUGACUCUUCAUUGCCAAUAAUAUUGGUCUGUAUAUCACAGGUUGAUUAGUGUGCUGUCGUUGACGACUGGCUUUGUUAAAGCGUUCCUACCCUGGUGCUACAGAGUAACUUUAACCUCUGUUACAGGGGAGGGUGAGAGAGUAACUUUAACCUCUGUUACAGGGGAGGGUGAGAGAGUAACUUUAACCUCUGUUACAGGGGAGGGUGAGAGAGUAACUUUAACCUCUGUUACAGGGGAGGGCGAGAGAGUAACUUUAACCUCUGUUACAGGGGAGGGCGAGAGAGUAACUUUAACCUCUGUUA